CACGUCUUGCAUCUACAUCUAUUUUCCCCGAUUCGGAUAAAUAAUUGCUAACUUACCACCGUUUCGGAUUCCUCGGGAUGCCUCUUUCGCUGCACCGCCGCGUCAUUGCCACUAUGGGCAGUGUGUGUAUAAGCCACCACUAGCGCCGAGGCUAACAAACGUCGACGCCCGCAAUCGAAAACUCUAUCUAUCAUAGUGAGCAGGUAAAAGCGUGGCGCAGCCCUGCUAGUGCCGAGUCAAUGGCAGAGUGGACAGAGUUUCGCCAAGACGACCGUUGACGCCGAUUCGUGCAAGGCCCAUUUCCCAAGGCUGUGCAGGCCUGCGAAUGGACUGACGCAUGUUUGCUUAGCACCAAGAGGAUUAUGGCGCGAUGUUUGUGAAGGGACGCGCAGCCACUCUUGGCGUGGAGAGAUCGCGGGGAGUUGUUUGUCUAUAUAAGGGCGAUGGGUUCUGCCACUUGGAUGAAGUCGGAUUGUUUUAGAACAUCUACUUGUUUGCUACUCAUAUCUGUCUACCUCUACUGCAAACGCAAUAUCUUUUCCUACUAUUAUUGCUUUCUACUUCUACUACAAUCACACAAAUAAUGGCCUCUGACAACAACGUCCGCGUUACCUUCAAGGGCUCCGAGAGCCGCUCAUCGUCCCCCCAAGAGCCUGGCUCUCCCAAGAAGAAGUUCCAGAUUGAUGCUGCCCGCCACACGCCGUCGGAAGCCGCGCAGUUUCUUGGUCCCCCUACCGUCGAGCACGGAUAUCCCCAGGACAGCAAGCAUCGCCGCCACUCGAUGACUGAGCAGGAACGCCAUAUGCUCCGAUAAUACUCAGGAGAUUGUUGUUGCUUUUUUACUUUUUCAUCUUUAUACUUUGUACUAUUAUGAUGUCUAGCGCGCAACGAAAUAUAGAGUUCAAUUGAAACGACUGUCCAUUCUU
This is a messenger RNA of [Torrubiella] hemipterigena, 926 nucleotides long. NCBI's taxonomy places the organism in Eukaryota, Fungi, Ascomycota, Sordariomycetes, Hypocreales, Clavicipitaceae. The record is from the annotation of a GenBank genome assembly.